Molecule: messenger RNA, 1773 nt
Organism: Kuraishia capsulata CBS 1993
Lineage: Eukaryota; Fungi; Ascomycota; Pichiomycetes; Pichiales; Pichiaceae
Exons: 1
Coding region: 1-1773 (590 amino acids)
Biological process (GO): amino acid transmembrane transport
Cellular component (GO): membrane
Molecular function (GO): amino acid transmembrane transporter activity
Source: RefSeq, a predicted model, not a curated record
AUGUCGCGGUUUUUGAAAAAUUUCAAAGAUGUGUUCAUUCCUGUUGCACCUCUUGUUUUGCCAACAGGUGAAGUGGAAAUUGUUCCCAGAAACAGCCAUAUGGCCUCGAUCCCUUCAAACCAGGCCGACAACAAGAAUCUGAAGACCCUCGAGGAUAUCGAUAUGGAGACCUCUUCUGGAAUCUCUGAAAAUAUUUUCGACAUCGGAAACACCCACAGAAAACUUCUCAAUCGCCAUAUCCAGCUGAUUGGUAUUGGAGGAACCAUUGGUGUUGCGCUUUUCGUUGCUAUUGGUACUGCUCUCUCUCAUGGUGGCCCUCUGAAUUUGUUCCUAGGGUUCACCUUCUGGAGUAUUCCCAUCUUGAUGGUCACAGCAACUUGUGCCGAGAUGGUGUGUUAUCUGCCAAUUUCUUCGCCUUUUAUUCGUUUGGCUGGAAGAUGUGUUGAUGAAGCCUUGGAGACUACUGCAGGGUGGAACUUCUGGUUUCUGGAGGGAUCUCUGAUUCCGUUCGAACUCACUCUGUUCAACACUCUGAUUCAUUAUUGGAGAGAUGAUUACUCUGCUGCCAUUCCAAUUGCAGUCCAGGUUGUUCUGUAUUUUUUGAUCAACGUUUUUGCCGUGAAAUUGUACGGAGAGUCGGAGUUCUGGCUUGCGAUAGGAAAGGUCAUUUUGGCAGUGGGGCUGAUCUGCUUCACAUUCAUCACCAUGGUGGGUGGAAACCCCCAGCACGACCCUUACGGCUUCAGAUACUGGAGAGACCCCGGUGUGAUGAACGAGUACAUUCACACCGGUUCUCUGGGCAGAUUUCAGGGUUUUUUGGCGUGCGUGAUCUCUGCGUGUUUCACAAUUGCCGGUCCAGAGUACGUCUCCAUGGUCGCUGGUGAAGCUGUGAAUCCCAGAAAGAACUUGCCAAAUGCCUACAAACAGGUGGCUUAUAGACUGACACUCUUUUUCGUCGGAGGUGCCCUCUGUGUGGGUAUAGUUUGUGCCUAUAACGAUCCUCUUUUGUUGGACGCCAUCAGCAACUCCAAGCCAGGCGCAGGUUCUUCGCCAUACGUUAUUGCCAUGACCAACAUGCACAUAAAGGUGUUGCCCCAUAUCGUGAACGUGAUGCUGAUAACUUCCUCGUUUUCAGCAGGUAACUCGUACACUUAUUGUUCUUCCAGAACAUUGUAUGCUCUGGCUCUCAACGGAAAGGCUCCCUUCUUCUUUGCUUACUGCAACAAAAAUGGUGUUCCAAUCUAUGCAGUGUUGGCCUCAUUAUGUUGGGCCAUGUUGGCUUUUUUGCAAUUGGGUGAAACCGCCAGAACCGUGCUUAAUUGGAUUGUGAAUCUGGUAACCGCAGCGCAGUUGAUGAACUUUUUGAUCAUCUGUGUUACUUACUGGCAUUUCUUCAGAGCAUGUAAAGUGCAGGGAAUUGACAGAAACUCGUUCACCUUUAAGGGAUGGGGACAACCUUACUUGUCGAUAGUUGCUGGUACUCUUGUCUUCAUCAUGCUGUGGGUCCAGGGCUACACUGUGUUCAUUCCAGGAGGAUGGUCGGUGACAUCGUUUCUCUUCUCAUACCUCAUGAUCUUCAUUGAUAUUGCCAUCUUCCUCUUUUGGAAGGUGUACAAGAGAACGAAGUACCGCAUCCCAGCCGAGGUGGACCUAGUGUCUGGCCUGUCUGAGAUCGAGGAGCACGAGAGGAUUUAUUACGCGCAUCUGGAGAAGCAUGGUGACGACCCAGUGAAGUGGUACGAUAGGGUUUCUGCUAUUUUGUUUGGAAAGUAA